AUGGCUAUUCACGGUGCCUUUUUCGAGCAAGAAGGGUAUUUCGUGACGCUCUCGAAUGGCCAGAGGGACCACUACUUCGUCGAUUCCUUCAUUGACCCCUGGAAACCCCGGGCGGAGAAACAGGUCCUUCUGAUCCAGCCCGGGUUUGGUCGGAGUGCCAGAUUUUGGUACCACUGGAUUCCUGCCCUCGCUCGGGACUACAUAGUCAUCCGCCGUGACUUGCGCGGUCACGGGGAGUCGUCUUUCCCUAAGCGUCUCUCGCCGUGGUCCGAGGGGGCGUCGGGCAAAUACGAGAAUGACUACGCGUGGAAUAUCGAGACGAUCUGUGCCGAGAUUGUGGAUUUCCUGGACAAGUUGGGCAUCGACAAGGUCCAUUUCCUCGGGGAGUCGACUUCCGGGCAGGUUGGGCAUGCGAUGGCCGCCCUCCAUCCGGACCGGAUCGCGUCCCUGAUCACUUUCUCGUCUCCUACACACUUGCCUGAGGACAAGUGCCGUUUCCUGGCCAUGGGUCAACCGAGCUGGCCGGAAGCCAUGGUCAGCCUGGGCUCGCGGGCCUGGGCAGUCGCGCUAUCCGGGCAAGCCGGAACCUCACCACGACAGGAUCAGGCGUACCAUGAAUGGUGGCUUAACGAAGUGGGGAAAAGCGCGGCAGAGGGUUUGGCAGGGUAUGCGGUGUUCCUGGAACAGUUGAACACCCGGCCGUUCUUACCCCAGAUUCGUUGUCCGGUUUCUAUUCUGGCGCCAACAAGAAGUGCGGCGGUGCCGAUGGAGGAGUCCCAGUACGCAGCAAGCCACAUUCCAGGCGCGGAGCUCAAGGUCGUGGAAAGUCCAGGGCACGAAAUCUACGUAGAGUCAGCAGAUGUGUGUGUGGAAUUGGUUCGAGACCAUCUUGCAAACUUCGGGGGCUCGCGGGGCUGGUCUGACAGGCCUAGGAGGGCAUAG
This is a messenger RNA of Cladophialophora immunda, 942 nucleotides long. RefSeq lists its product as uncharacterized. The record is from RefSeq and is a predicted model, not a curated record. Lineage: Eukaryota; Fungi; Ascomycota; Eurotiomycetes; Chaetothyriales; Herpotrichiellaceae. Bases 1 to 942 code for a protein of 313 amino acids. The transcript has a single exon.